GUAGGGGCAAGCCUUUCGCUGGAAGCUUGAGCCCAUCGGUAUCUGAUUAGCGAUUACGUAUGCUGGGGGUAAUUGGGCGACAACACGAUUGGGGUCUCUGAAAGAAUUCGUUAUCCAGUAUGGCAUACUGGGGAGUGAGAGGCAGCGCGGCGGAAAUUCACUAAGAGGACGCGACGGCGACUCGUAGGGACCUAGUGCGCUCGCACUGCCCCGGGGAUGGCCUUCGGGUCUCGGUGACCCGCCCGGGCAGUGGUAAGGGGGACUGCGACCCGGGAGCUCGGGGGGUACACGCUGUCCCGUGCGGGACUGCUCCUUCUUUGCCCAAGCAGCUGGGUGGGGAUUGCUGGUGGAGGAUGUCAGGCCGCCGCUGCGCCGGGGCCUCGGGUUCUGCCGCUGCUCACGGAGAUACGGUGACCAGCGGGGAGCCUGCCCGCGAGCUAUUCGAGGCCUGUAGGAAUGGUGACGUGGAACGAGUAAGGAAGCUGGUGAAUGCGGAGAACGUGAAUAGCAGGGACACCGCGGGCAGGAAGUCAACCCCACUCCACUUUGCUGCAGGAUUUGGUCGUAAGGAUGUUGUGGAAUACUUGCUGCAGAUUGGUGCCAAUGUCCAUGCUCGUGAUGAUGGUGGCCUCAUUCCACUUCACAAUGCCUGUUCCUUUGGCCAUGCCGAAGUUGUGAAUCUCCUUCUGAGACAUGGUGCUGAUCCUAAUGCCCGUGACAAUUGGAAUUACACACCUCUCCAUGAAGCAGCCAUCAAGGGCAAAAUCGAUGUUUGUAUAGUACUACUUCAGCACGGUGCUGAUCCCACUAUCCGUAAUACAGACGGGAGGACUGCUUUAGACUUAUCUGACCCAUCUGCAAAAGCUGUGUUGACAGGAGAGUACAAGAAAGAUGAGCUGUUAGAAGGUGCAAGGAGUGGAAAUGAGGAGAAAAUGAUGGCAUUACUGACGCCUCUUAAUGUCAACUGUCACGCCGGCGAUGGGAGAAAGCAGGAUGGGACAGCAGUUUUCAGCUCCAGUCCUCAGGGAUCUUCAGCCAAGUCAACCCCACUGCAUUUAGCUGCAGGCUACAACCGGGUCAAAAUUGUGCAACUCUUACUUCACCAUGGAGCUGAUGUGCAUGCUAAAGAUAAAGGGGAUCUGGUACCCCUUCACAAUGCUUGUUCAUAUGGACAUUAUGAAGUAACGGAACUUCUUGUUAAGCACGGUGCUUGUGUAAAUGCAAUGGACCUGUGGCAGUUUACUCCUCUGCAUGAAGCGGCAUCUAAGAACCGAGUGGAAGUGUGCUCUCUAUUGCUAAGCUACGGGGCUGAUCCUAAUAUGCUUAAUUGCCAUAAUAAAAGUGCCAUUGAUCUGGCCCCAACUCCACAACUAAAGGAGAGGCUAUCAUAUGAGUUUAAAGGCCAUUCGUUGCUGCAGGCUGCAAGAGAAGCAGAUCUUGCUCGUCUUAAAAAACAUCUGUCGUUAGAGAUAGUGAAUUUUAAACACCCACAGACUCAUGAGACUGCUUUGCACUGUGCUGCUGCAUCGCCAUAUCCCAAAAAGAAACAAGUGUGUGAGCUACUGCUUAGAAAAGGAGCAAAUGUCAAUGAGAAGACGAAAGACUUUUUGACACCUCUUCACGUUGCUUCAGAGAAGGCCCACAAUGAUGUCAUCGAAGUGUUGAUGAAGCAUGAUGCUAAGGUUAAUGCGUUAGAUAAUUUGGGACAGACCUGCCUUCAUCGUGCUGCACAUUGUGGCCAUUUGCAGACCUGCCGACUCCUACUUAACUCAGGAUGUGAUCCAGCAAUUGUGUCGCUGCAGGGCUUUACAGCUCUUCAGAUGGGUAAUGAGAGUCUACGACAACUUCUUCAUGUGGGUACGCCUUUCAGUAAUACGGAUAAUGAUCGCCAGCUGCUGGAAGCUGCAAAGGCUGGCGACUUGGAAACUGUCAAAAAACUGUGUACACCACAAACCGUAAACUGUAGAGACUUAGAAGGACGUCAGUCAACACCACUCCACUUUGCGGCAGGAUACAAUCGGGUGUUAGUGGUGGAAUAUCUGCUGCAGCAAGGAGCUGAUGUUCAUGCAAAAGAUAAAGGAGGUUUGGUGCCUUUGCACAAUGCUUGUUCCUAUGGCCACUACGAAGUGGCAGAAUUACUGGUCAAACAUGGAGCUGUUAUCAACGUAGCAGAUCUAUGGAAAUUUACUCCUUUACAUGAAGCAGCAGCAAAAGGGAAAUAUGAGAUAUGCAAGCUUCUGCUACAGCACGGAGCCGAUUCCACAAAGAAAAACCGAGACGGUAAUACACCACUGGACUUGGUGAAGGAUGGAGACACUGAUAUUCAAGAUCUUCUCCGUGGAGAUGCUGCUUUGCUUGAUGCCGCUAAAAAGGGUUGCAUGGCUCGGCUUACAAAACUUUGCACCCCAGAAAAUGUCAAUUGCAGAGAUACACAAGGCAGGCAUUCUACACCAUUACAUUUAGCAGCUGGCUAUAAUAAUCUGGAGGUUGCGGAGUACCUCUUAGAGCAUGGUGCUGAUGUAAAUGCACAGGAUAAAGGGGGACUAAUCCCUUUGCACAAUGCAGCAUCAUAUGGGCAUGUGGAUGUGGCAGCGUUACUCAUAAAAUACAGUGCAUCUGUAAAUGCCUUUGAUAAAUGGGCCUUUACACCCCUGCACGAAGCAUCCCAGAAAGGAAGGACGCAGCUUUGCGCUUUGCUGUUGGCACACGGAGCGGAUCCUACUCUGAAAAAUCAAGAAGGACAAACCCCGUUAGACCUUGUUACUGCUGAUGAUGUCCGUGCGCUUCUCACAGCCGCGAUGCCCCCGGCCGCACUACCAACAUUUUAUAAGCCACCGGUUAUCAGCGUGUCGCAGCCUACUGCAGCUUCUGUCCCGGUCCUGUCUUCUGUGCCCUCGAGUCCUCCCAGUUUAUCUGCCGCCAGUAGCCUGGAUAAUCUGUCAGCCAGCUUCUCUGAAACGUCAUCUGUUGGCAGCGGUGCUGAAGGCGCUGUUGGCUUGGAGAAAAAGGAAGAAGUUGUAGGUGUGGACCUGAGCAUAAAUCAGUUCUUGAGGAACCUUGGCCUUGAUCACCUUAUUGAUAUCUUUGAACGAGAGCAGAUCACACUCGAUGUCUUAAUUGAAAUGGGCCACAAGGAGUUCAAGGAAAUAGGAAUUAAUGCAUAUGGACACAGACAUAAAAUAAUUAAAGGUGUAGAGAGGCUGAUCUCUGGACAACAAGGUUUAAAUGCAUAUUUGACUUUAAAUACAUCUGGCAGUGGAACCAUACUAAUCGAUUUAGCUUCAGAUGACAAAGAAUUUCUUUCUGUGGAGGAAGAGAUGCAAAGCACUGUGCGAGAACAUAGAGAUGGUGGACACGCAGGCGGCAUCUUUAACAGAUAUAACAUAUUAAAGAUUCAGAAAGUGUGUAACAAAAAGCUUUGGGAAAGAUACACUCACCGCCGAAGAGAGGUCACAGAAGAAAAUCACAAUCAUUCCAAUGAACGGAUGCUUUUUCACGGUUCUCCAUUUGUAAAUGCAAUUAUCCACAAGGGAUUUGAUGAAAGACAUGCAUACAUUGGCGGUAUGUUUGGAGCUGGCAUAUACUUUGCUGAAAACUCUUCAAAAAGUAACCAGUAUGUCUACGGAAUAGGAGGUGGCACUGGAUGCCCGGUACACAAAGACAGAUCAUGUUACGUGUGCCAUAGGCAGUUGCUGUUUUGUCGUGUGACUCUGGGAAAGUCUUUCCUGCAAUUCAGUGCAAUGAAGAUGGCUCAUUCACCACCUGGUCAUCACUCAGUAACUGGUCGUCCUAGUGUGAACGGGCUUGCAUUGGCAGAAUAUGUUAUCUACCGGGGAGAGCAGGCUUACCCAGAAUAUUUAAUAACCUAUCAAAUAAUGAAGCCUGAAGCUACUGGAGAAGGAUAAAUUACCGACUGCAUAUUUCUGCAAACAGUGCAAAGCAAUGUGAAUACAUUGUCGCAUUGAGAGACUAAAGCUUUAAAUAUUGUACAGGAUAAUUCCUGAACAUUCAAGAAUUACUUUAUCAGCACUUUAACAGACGUCAUUCUUGAUAUAAAAAUGCGUCAAUAUUUUAACACCUUGAAAAUCUAAAGGAAUAGAUACAAUAAAAGAAAAAAAAUAUAACAAAAUGAAUUAUUAAACUCGUUUAUUUUAAAGCACACUAUUUACACUGAAUAUGUAAUUUGUAAAACUGUAAAUAAGAGCUUUUUUUUGUACUAGCCUUGUAUUUAUUACAUUGCCUUGUAAUAUAGACUUAACUGAAUUGCAGCCUUGUACAAAAGAGAUUGAUUGCUAUUUCUACGAACUUGAACUUCCAAAAACCCUUUGUGCACCACAGUCCUAUGCGUUACGUACUGUAUGCGGGGACUGUCAUAAGAUUGCAGCACUAACACCUCCCAGGUUUAGGUAUGGCUGCAUUUCAGAGUGAAUUUGAACCAAACGUUUACAUUCACAUUUGGUGGAAUACAUUGAUUAAUAGCGCAUAGAAAGGUUAACAACUUCUUAAAGAAUAAUGAAUUUGCUCAACGGUUCUAAAAAGAAAUGUUGACACAAAUGAUAUAAUUUAAGGAGUGAGAGAAGCAGUGAUAUAUAUUUGUGAGGGCGAUUUUGGGGAAGAAAA
Spea bombifrons (plains spadefoot toad) is the source of this 4620-nucleotide messenger RNA. It is a transcript of the gene TNKS2, whose product is annotated as tankyrase 2. Lineage: Eukaryota; Metazoa; Chordata; Amphibia; Anura; Pelobatidae. Bases 354 to 3905 code for a protein of 1183 amino acids. The record is from RefSeq and is a predicted model, not a curated record. Gene Ontology annotation, molecular function: NAD+ poly-ADP-ribosyltransferase activity; protein binding. The transcript has 28 exons. Gene Ontology annotation, cellular component: cytoplasm; nucleus.